Molecule: messenger RNA, 2995 nt
Organism: Mercenaria mercenaria
Lineage: Eukaryota; Metazoa; Mollusca; Bivalvia; Venerida; Veneridae
Product: ubiquitin carboxyl-terminal hydrolase 2-like
Exons: 13
Coding region: 147-2027 (626 amino acids)
Biological process (GO): protein deubiquitination
Cellular component (GO): cytoplasm
Molecular function (GO): cysteine-type deubiquitinase activity
Source: RefSeq, a predicted model, not a curated record
CAGAAAUCAGUGUCGUAAUCAAGAUGGCGGAAGUAGAAUAACCGAUUUGACAGAUGUGAUGUUAUUUUAAAAAACCAUAAAAAAGAGUGUCAGCUGUGUGCUUAGAUCCAUACUGAUGUACAGCGGGUACAGAACCAAAGCUUUAGAUGAGUUAUCGAGUCUCCAUUUUAUCUCCGAUGCCGACAUAUGGGUUGGGGACGAUGCCGGGCAGUAAGGAUGUUUCUACAUACUCAACCGCCUACCAUAGGAGAAGUGGUUCGGCUUCAAGAAAAUAUGGCACCAUUGGAGGAUCCUCUUCUGUGUAUAGCACAGGUAUGUCCAGCUCAAGCCGUCCAAGCUCGAGACCGCUGCCGGUUGGACCAGGCCCUCUAGAUCAUUCUGGAAGGAAAUUAAACAGUUUUACAUCGAGUGAUAUAAGAAAAAAUAGUACAAGUAGUCUGCGUGCUGGUCCUUUGCGUGCAGACCAUUCAUACCAAACACAUUCAAAAUUUGAAUAUACUCCAUCAGUAGGCUCCCUUAAUAGGAAAUACUCUCCGAUUUCAAAUGCAGCAUUGAAUAGUACAACGAAAGAUUUUGGAAAUAGAAGUUUGCGCUCAAGAAGUGUUUCGAAUACUGACAGAUUAACAGAAAAUAUAUCAAAUAUUAGGUUAAAUGGUGUAGAUAGUGUAAAAGCUUCACCACGAACAAACGAUUCAGAUGACAGUAUUUAUGGUUCUCGAGAAUCACGAAAAGAUCGUCAUGAACAAAAUCUGAAUGAUACUAAUAUAAGAGGUGGGUCACGCAUCAGUCGUAUUUCAAAUGGACCUGUUUCUUCUACUGAUGAUAUAUUUACACCAAAGAAUAGGGAUAGUACUGGACGUGCUACCAGUAUACAAAGGGAGAAUGAAAACAAAAGAAGAGAUAGUAUAAAUGAUAUUGGAGUUACAAAGUCCCUGUCACGACAGAGUUCUAGCAGCUCCAUCUCAACUGGAACUUCAAAGUACAAUUUUGGUGGAAAAGUUGGCUUAAGAAAUAUUGGCAAUACUUGUUUUAUGAACUCAGUGCUUCAGUGUCUCAGCAAUACUAGACCUCUUCUGGAAUACACUCUCAAGGAAGACUAUGUCCUCGAUAAAAACAAAACUACCAGUAAAUUAAAAGGGGCCUUAAUAAUUGCAUAUGCAAAUUUGAUCACAUCAUUUUGGAAGGACAAGAGUAGUUCAUAUGUGUCACCUAACUCAUUCAAGUCACAAAUACAGAAGUUUGCUCCAAGAUUUUCGGGAUAUCAACAACAGGAUGCCCAGGAAUUUCUGCGUUACUUGUUAGAGGGUCUACACGAGGACGUGAAUAAAGUGACACAGAAACCUAAACCUCUACAAAUCAACGAUGAUCAUUUCAGCAGUGAUACAGAGAAGGCUGCUGAGUACUGGAAUAAUUACUUACGAUAUGACCACAGUAAAAUAGUGGAGAUAUUUGUAGGUCAGCUUAAAAGUGAAUUAAAAUUCGAUGAAUGCGGGCACCGAUCUGUCACCUUUGACCCCUUCUGGGAUCUUUCCUUGCCAAUACCAAAGACUAGAUCAGAGUGUGAAAUCAUUGAUUGCCUCAGCUUGUUUAUGAAAGUAGAGAGUCUUGAUGGAGACGAAAGCCCUACUUGUGCCAAAUGUAAGAAAAGGCGAUCAUGUACAAAACGAUUUUCGAUUCAGAAAUUCCCUCCAAUAUUAGUGCUUCAUUUAAAGCGGUUCAGUCAGGAACGUUACAGCCGCAAAAUAACAACUCUAGUUAACUUCCCAAUCAAACAUCUUGACCUGACCGAGUUUGCAGCAGAAAAAGGUCAGCAGACAAUGUAUAACCUGUAUGCAGUUAGUGAACACUCUGGAACAACUUAUGGGGGUCAUUACACGGCAAAAUGUAAACACCCAUAUACUGGAGAAUGGAAUAGUUUCAACGACACACACGUUAGUUCUUGCGGAGCUAACCAGAGCGUCUCUUCGGAAGCCUAUGUCUUGUUCUUCGAAUUAGUAUCAAGCACCGGGAGCCCGUCACGAUUGUAACCUCAUCUACGAAGAUACACUAGUCAAUAUGCCAUGUACUCGAACUGUGAUAAAUGCUGUUGUUGAUUAUGGCAGUUUAUACAUAUUUUUAUCACUUUCUGUGGGUUUUGAUUAUUUUUUACAUUAAAAAAAAUCACAUAAUAUUUAUUAAAUACACUUUUUAUGACAUGAAACUGUGUAUGUUUUAUUUAUGUAUGAAAGGAUAUACCAAAGUCUACAUAUGAGCUGUGCCAUGAGAAAACCAACAUAGUGUCUUUGCAACCAGCAUGGAUCCAGACCAGCCUGCGCAUCUGCGCAGUCUGGUCAGGAUCCUUGCUGUUCGCUUUCAAAGUCUAUUGCAAUUAGAGAAACUGUUAGCGAACAGCAUGGAUCCUGACCAGACUGCGCGGAUGCGCAGGCUGGUCUGGAUCUAUGCUGGUCGCAAAGCCACUGUUGGUUUUCUCAUGGCACGGCUCAUAUGUAUUAAUGCAGGGCUUUUUUUUACCCUUUGCUGGGUAAAAUAUGUUGGUAUGAUAAAAACAAUGGGAAAAAAAAUAUAAAUCUGAAAUUUUAACAAGAAAAAAAAUAUUGAAAAGUCUAUGCUUAUUCUUUUUCUAGUGAAAUUUGGGAAAACAUCUUUUUUCGCAGUUAAAAAUGGUCCAUACAACAGACCUAGAUUAUGAAAGGGAAAAGAAGUCCUGUAAUGCUACUGAAAUAUUUUACAAACGUUGUCUCAUUAAGCUAAGAAAAAUACAAGUCUCUCAGGUAUGGUUUUUUAUUGGUGAGAUAUAGUUUUGUACAGCAAUUGGACAGGGUGACAUCUUGUUCUCUCGCCCGUUAUACCAGAUAGAAAAUCUAUAAAUUUUCUAGGCAAAAGUUCUCCCAUUUCUUAUAUAAUUUCUUAUAAAUUGUAAAUAAAAAGUCUUUAAAAAAACGUAACUCAUUGAAAUAUUGGUAGUAUUCUUGUUUAAUCUAUAAAAAGUGUUGAA